UGUCAUAUAUAAAGAGUACAGACCAACCCACAAAAGCUCCAAUAUAAACCCUAUUUGAAUGAUGUCAAGGUUGACAGAAGCAAGUCCAUGAGAAUCUAGCUACUAGCCGAACUGCUAAACUGUGAGAGCAAUUUCCAUCUUGCAGUUGAUCUCAAUUUAUCAUGAGCUCUUGUCAUAUUUGCCUCCUCUACUUGAUGAUGAUGAUGCUCAUCAUUACAGGUUGCAGUCCUGGAAUAAAAACAGGUGGUUCAGAUAAGUUUUUGCAAUCAUGUGAUGGAAGUAAUAGCCAAUCAACAACACUAACCACCAUAAGACAACCGUCAUACUCAAGCCACAGAAAGCUUUCGGUACAUGGUACUUGCACAAACAGGGAUAUAAGCAUCUCACAAAGUAGAGAUACUACUUCUGGGAUCCCACAGUACAUAGUGCAGAUUGUCAACACUUGCGUUUAUGGUUGUGCUCCUUCAAAUAUCCAUCUUCAUUGUGGCUGGUUUGCCUCUGCAAGAAUGGUUAACCCAAGAACCUUCAAAAGGCUCUCUUAUGAUGAUUGCUUGGUCAAUGGAGGGAAAGCUUUGAAGACUAGUCAGAUUGUCAGAUUCACGUACUCAAACUCCUUCAUGUACGCACUCCAAUUCAAGUCUGCCAAGUUCUGCUGACUUGCCUAAAAACAAGGUCUUUAUCAUAGAGAGAUAAGAGAGAAUCGGACCAUGUACAACUAAAUCCCAGUAAAGAAAAACCCUAACAUCCUGUCCCUGUUGGUCGAAAAAAAACAUCAUUCCCUAGCAUCGUUGCAAAUGAAAUAUCAACAGUCUCAUCUAUGAGCUUUCUCAUCACAGCCUAGAGCCUACAAUCUAUAGAUGCUGAACCAUAAGCUCGUCCUUUUGAAACUUUAAACCGGCCCGUUGUUCGUUGACUUUUCACAGCCAUUUUGUUUUGAUAUUUGAAGGUGUAAGUAUUAUUUUAUUAUCUCCAGAGACGUUAAUAUUUCAUCAUUCUGAAACUAGACUUUUUCGAGUCUAGAAGCUAAUGUUUCUAUAGCUGCUUGAUGCACAGUAGAGUCUGAAAAAACUUGUGCGUUCUUGGCAGAAGCGUGUGCUGUCAUUGCAGUCUCUCUUUUCUUUUGCUUUAAUUAAACACCAACCUGUGAAGGUUUGAGAGAGAGAGAGAGUUGAGAAAGGAGGUUGCAUGGUAGCAUCAAGGCUCAUUGCUGGAAAAGAAAAAUUGAAAAAAAUAAAAUAGAGCAGCAAGAAACCAAGGGAACCCUUAUUGGGAAAGUUGGUAACAUCAAUGUGGUGGUUAGGAGAACUGUUACAAGCAAAUGGGGUUUGAAAUCAGCCUCUGUGGCAUACAAAUUGAAGCGCAGAUGUUACAAUCUUAUAGUCUUGUUAACAUUUAGUAAACAGGUAAAGA
Messenger RNA from Populus euphratica (Euphrates poplar), 1410 nucleotides. RefSeq lists its product as uncharacterized. Gene Ontology annotation, biological process: cell fate determination. NCBI's taxonomy places the organism in Eukaryota, Viridiplantae, Streptophyta, Magnoliopsida, Malpighiales, Salicaceae. The transcript has 3 exons. The record is from RefSeq and is a predicted model, not a curated record. Bases 162 to 656 code for a protein of 164 amino acids.